Triplophysa rosa is the source of this 4857-nucleotide messenger RNA. It is a transcript of the gene ankle2, whose product is annotated as ankyrin repeat and LEM domain containing 2. Gene Ontology annotation, molecular function: protein phosphatase 2A binding. Gene Ontology annotation, biological process: negative regulation of phosphorylation. The record is from RefSeq and is a predicted model, not a curated record. The transcript is spliced from 13 exons. The coding region runs from base 306 to 3209 and encodes 967 amino acids. Gene Ontology annotation, cellular component: endoplasmic reticulum. Lineage: Eukaryota; Metazoa; Chordata; Actinopteri; Cypriniformes; Nemacheilidae.
CCGAGCAAGACGCUUCCGGGAAGCACGCUUUGUUUAAACGUUAGUUAAACUGAAAUAACAGCUGUGAUAUCGAUAACUCAUUUUUAAAUUUGAACAAUUAUCAUUUUCUGUACCAUUAUCUUUUAUGGAAAGAGUCUCUUUAGGUACCAUUGUGAGAUUUACUUCUUGUUCUGCUACAUAACGUUUCGGUAGUCAUGCCUGCAUGGAAACUAAACAUGUAAUGAGCUCCUGGUUUGCAUCUCUUCUCCUGCGCUCUUCAUAUAUUUGCUUGCAGAAGCAAAGUAGGUUACCGUAGCAGCAGAAGCAUGGACGCGGUUCUGAGCAGGUUGAAAGGUCUGAGUGCCGACGAGCUGCGGGAGGAGAUCCUCAAAGCCAACCUGAAGUGUGGGCCCAUCACUGCCACCACAAGAGCCAUAUUUGAGCGCAAGCUGGCCCGGACUUUGGUGGAGAAUGCUGGAGUCACCGAACCUGACAGUAAUGGUGCCUCUGUGGGGACGGGCGAUUCCGGGAGUGUCAUGCCAGCCAAACAGCCACCCAGUGCCACGUCAGCAUCCCCGGAUCCGGAUUGCGAUUUUGGGUACGGUUUGGGUCUUAACCCCCCAGAGGAGGAGGGUCUGAUGGAGUCGAGUGGAAUGGUGUGUUCAUCUAAUGUGGAGAACUCAAUGUCUGAAGCACAGACUCCCUCGAAAACAGCACAGACGUCACCCACUUUUUUCUACGGUGUGUGUCCUUUAUGGGAGGAUGUCCUGGCUAGGAAUGAGCGAGCUCACGUAUAUACAGAUAAGAGAGAGGCUUUGCAGGCUGUUAAAAUGAUGAAGGGGGCUCGAUUUAAGGCUUUCUCCAACCGCGAGGACGCUGAGAAGUUUGCCAAAGGCAUCUGCGAUUACUACCCUUCACCUUGUAAAAGCACCCCGUGUGUUUCUCCCAUCAAGCCUGGCCUGGUGUUUGGUAAAGACCACACGUCUCUUGUAGAAUCUGACACGAUCAACAGGGAGAAAGCGAACAGUUUUAAGAGCCCUCGGACUCAAGAUUUGACGGCGAAGCUGAGGAAAGCUGUGGAGAAGGGAGAUGAGAUGGCCUUUUCUGAGCUGGUCUGGAGUAACCCUCGAUACCUCAUCGGGUCCGGAGACAACCCAAGUGUAGUCCAGGAGGGCUGCAGGUAUAAUGUGAUGCAUGUGGCCGCUAAGGAGAACCAGCCGGGCAUCGUCCAGCUUCUGUUGGACACUCUGGAGAAUCCGGAUUUCAUGCGGCUCAUGUACCCGGACGACCCGGACAGCAUGCUACAAAAACGUAUCCGAUAUAUUGUGGACCUGUAUCUCAAUACGCCAGACAAAGCUGGGUUCGAGACGCCCCUCCACUUUGCGUGUAAAUUUGGCUGCCCAGAUGUGGUAAAUAUACUCUGUUCUCAUCCUGACAUCGACAAAAACUGCAAGAACAAGUACAACCAGAAGCCUUCUGAGGUUGUUUGUGAAAGAAUGAGAGAAAAGGGUAAAUGUCAGGAGAUCAGGCAGAAGAUAAAUGAAUAUUUAGAAGAUCGAUUAUACAUCCCGUUAUUGAGAGCCACAGAUAACUCCUCCCAGCCUGUGAUUGGUGCUCCUUGGUCGCCUGAGCCAAUGGAAAACCUUUCACCAUGGUUACCCAGAAGCCCAAUGGAUCCUAUUAUGGCAGUAAGGGCCUUUGCUGGGCCUUUAAGUCCAUCUAAUGCUGAUGAGUUCAGACGGGCGUGGAAGACACCUCCGAGAGAACGAGCUGAUCAUUUCCACAACAUUUUAAAGUCAGACCCUGACCGCGGUGCAGAAAGAGUUGGCCGAGAUCUGGCCCAUGAGCUCGGUCACCCGUGGGCAGAAUACUGGGAUUUCCUGGAUAGUUUUGUCGAUCUGUCAUCUGCUGAAGGUCUUAAAGCACUUGAAGAGUAUCUCAGUAAAAAGGACUUCAGGGAGCGUGCUCACGAGGAGGCCGGAGAGAACGAAGCUAGCAACAGGUUUAAAACCCCAUCUCCAGGAAAACUCAAAAAGUUCUGUAACUCCAUCUCCGUUGGGGCAUUUCUGGAUGAGAGUGAUGACAUCAGUCUGGAAGAGAUCAAAAACAGGCAAAAUGCUGCUCUCACCAGCAUCUCUUCCGUCUGCUCAAAAGAUGGCCUGCAGGGGGCGGUAGGGGGAAUCGAGUUUCACAUCCUGCCCGUCUCUCACAACGCUGAUCUCAUAGAGGCGGCGGCGGAGCAGGAUCUUUUGCUCUCUGAGAAAUCUUUAAUUUCAAGCAGUAAAAAUGGCCUGUGCGAGCAUGGCCCCGGAGACGGGACUCCGAACGGGGACAAAAUGUCCCCUCGUAUCUGCGGUGCCUCCAAUUCCUGUAUGCUGUCACCCAUCUCAAACCUAAUGGCGGAGUUUGAGAGGAUGUCCCUGCACGACGAUCUAGACAGGACCAACAGGGAUAGGAGAAGAAGCGGGGGCAAACGUCACAGGGACGCCCAACCCACAGAACUCACGUCUGGGUUGGGCCGCCUCUCCUUGUCGUCUGAAGAUGACUCUGUGUUUGAAAAAGGCAGGAUGUCUCUUUUACGAGCAGUGGAGAAGGAUGGAGUGGAGACCAGAAAUGAGGAUGAUGCCAGGUCCAGUGCGAGUUCGGGAGAAUACUUUCUGGCCAGUGAGAGGCUAGAUUUUCUUAAGAAACGGAGCGUUGAGUCGCCUGGGGGUGAGCGAACUAUCUGCGCCAGAUCAAAGUCAUGGGAUCAUGGGGGGAGAGACCUCAGCUCUUCAGGAUCCUCCAGCUCAUAUAGAUCUCUAGAUAGUUCUCAGGACUUCAUAUUGAGGACUCCUCCCAGAGUGACGAAAAGACUUUAUAUCGAAGGAGAUUCGCCCACUAAGUUGGACCGAGAGGUUUUGUUGGCUUUAGGAACAACAGAUGUUGACCCUUCGAAGUAUCCUAUCAUUCACAAAUGGAAGAGCACAGUUCAGAUAUACUCUCAGUCAGAAAUGCAAAGCUGGCAGACUCCCGCUGUGUGCAAAAGUCAUUUCAGGGCUCACCCUGUAACCCCUGGCUCCCCGGCAAGCAGUUUGAUGUCCCCCACGAGCCGUUUUAGCCCAGCCCGUCACGUGGGCUCUCCGGACUUCUGCAGCCCCGGACGCUACAGCCCCGCCCAUUCAAACUAUAGCCCCGUAAGCUACAUCCAACGCAUCCGCCUCAAACAUUACGGCGACGCCCCCAUUUAACAAACACUCCCCAUUGUGUCCAACCUCACCCUGAAUUUCCACCAACUAGUAACUGCCUAAAAUAACAAACAUAACCAAGUACAGUGUUGCCUGUUGAAAGGAUGCAAUGCAGCAGAGGUCAAAGAUGUCAUGAUGGAAGCUGGAGAGACAUUCGGAUCGGCUCAUACUGGGCUCCUGUGCUGGUACGAUUUCACAACAGGCUGUCUUUCAGUUUGCUUCAGGUUCUAGUGUAGAACACAACUAUAUGCACAUCCCCCAGGGGUUCCUGAAUCAUGACGUGUAUAUUCAGUUCUCCUGUGAUGGUCAUAUAGACUUUUUCUAAUCUAAUCUUUGUUUUCUAGUUUCUUUCUUAUCUAUGUGUGUAUGUAUGCUUGGGAGAUUUAUCUGUGGAUUUAAUGGAAACUAAAUUGGGCAAAAUAAAUGAACACAGUAACCCAGAGCUAAAUGAAUAAUUUAGAAGUAUAUUGUUGAAUUUCUUUUGUUAGUUAUUUGUCAGUAGCACAACAAAUACUCAUUAUUAAUGGGUAUUUCAUUGUUUUUAAGUAAAAAGGGUCAAUAGUCUGCCAUAUGAUGUUUUAUUCUUUAAUUGGGAAACUGCCUUAAAUUUCUAAAAAGAAGACCAAGUGAGCAAGUGUUCAUUUAUGCAUUGUUAAUAGCAGCCUUAUAUGUUGGGGGUAAAAUAUAAGAGAUCUAUAAAGAAAGGAAUGUGAAAUAUUCCCCUUUUUAUUUGUUAAAUUCAAUAAAUGUGGUAAUUUCUCAUUACAUAUUUGUUUUGCACUUUUAAUUCACUUUUAUGUAUUUUGAUGCUGUUCAUUUUGACCAGCAGAUGAGAAAUGGUUGGUUGAAAAGUAUAGUGUAUGGUGAGCUGUGCCACAUUUAAACACACAAAGUGAUUGGUAAUGUGGAUGGUGAGUUGGUUCUGACUUGUGUAAAUGUCACAAUAGCUGUAAGACAUCCACGAUUGUGGAUCCUGAGUGUUGUAAGUGCACCGUAAAGUGUUCUAAAGACCGUCUUUCAUCCCAUAACUAAUGUCUGAUAUUUCAAUUUCACAGCUAAAUCAUGUCAUUUUCUUUAUUUGCUUUUUUGAAGAUUAAUUUAACAAACUGGAAUCAAAGUUACAUGUGAGUUUUAGAAAUUAGACCGUUGUGUAGGUGUUCCACAUCCAUCAUUACUUCAACAUUGAAUUUGUUUCUCAGUGUCGUGCUGGCCUGUUGAUCUUUGCUUUGUAAAGCUUUAGUGCCUUUGAUAAUGGUCUGGUUGGAAGGGCCCGUGGCUCGAGGUGUCAAACAUGCUCCGGACACACACACAAGCUAAAUAGACGUUUUCCUAGUAUCAACUGCAAAACUCAGUACAGUAGCAUUGGCAUAUGCAGUGUCUGAAUACCUCUUAAACAAGAUUGUAAGAGAAACGGUUUACAGUUUCAUUCUUGCUAGUGUUGUAUCAAUGCCAGCCUUACUUUUUGUUACAUAAUGCUUUGUAGUGCCAACACUGGUGUACUGAAAAUGAGUUGCUGUUUAUUGUUAACAACUGAAUUAUUUUGUUUUUCCUGGCUUAGUUGCAUGCGAUUUAAGUCCUAUUUUAUUACGGUAUAUGUCAAAGGAGAGUAUUUGAUGUUCUAUUGACGAACAAAUAAAUAAAGUGCACAGUC